Molecule: messenger RNA, 1103 nt
Organism: Wasmannia auropunctata (little fire ant)
Lineage: Eukaryota; Metazoa; Arthropoda; Insecta; Hymenoptera; Formicidae
Exons: 2
Coding region: 52-537 (161 amino acids)
Source: RefSeq, a predicted model, not a curated record
GCAGAUCAGUCCCAGGUUCUGAUCCAAAAGUAGUAGUGAAAACCCAUCAUCAUGUUUAGGCUGGUGGUUAUUUCCGUCCUGGCGAGCAUCGCCACGGUGCAAUGUGGAACUAUUCUCACGCCCGUUAUCGGUAAGCUCCUUUCUGAGAAGGUCAUCGAGGCGCACGGUAGCAACGUGGUGCACCCGGCAUCGGCACCGCUGGUGGCCGCGGCUUCACCCACGCUGCUGAAAUACGCGGACGUCGCUCUGGUCCAGCAACCGGUCGCCGAGAUUGUGCAACCGGUGGCGAAGACCUCCCUGAUCGCCGAGAAGACGAUCGAGGCCCACGGACACCAAGUGAUCCAUGACGCGCGUCCGCUGAUCGCGGUGGCUAAACCUCUGGCAGCCAUCGAAUCGCACGUCGCGGUACCUGCGAUUGCCGCUCGCGAAAUAGCGUACGCGGCGCCGUACUAUUCAGCGUAUUACUCGGCGUAUCCUCAUCAACUGGUCGCCGAGAAGACCAUAUCCAGUUACGGGCAUAGCAUUCAACAUGCGUAAUAAUCACCAGACGCAAUAUCAAAGUAUACAGAUAGUAACUCUAAAGAGCACGCAUGGAUUUACAGAAUAAAAUCUGAGUGAGUUAAUUCUUUCGUGUGGAACACUGCACUAAUUGUAAAGUAAAAUACAUGAUCCAUGUUUGAAAAUAUUUUGUCAAAAGAAGCAAUUAUUUUUGAAAACAGAAAAUUAUUUUCUAUUUUAGAAAUUCUAUAAAUUUCAGAAAUUUAAAGAGACUGUCGAUCCCUGUUGUGUUCGUUAGGGUUAGAGGCUCAUCUUUUAUGCCAGCUUUUGCUCGUAGUCGGAAAACUGCUUGUCCGAAACAAUCAUCAUUCUCGAUCACUUUGGCAACGACGUUGUCCUCGUAGAUCACUCUAAGAACUAUCCCAAGUUCGAGAACCAUGUCGUUCGCGUGACUCGACAAACGGAUCGAAACUGGCAGUCUUUGGCCUGGGAAAGAGGCCGGUCAAUCACGUUUGUCAACAUUUGUCAACAUAAAAAAAACAUUGUAUACGUUAACUUGACUCGAUGUAAAUUUCUCAAUAAAUUUUCAUGCAUUUUCAUACGUA